Messenger RNA from Microtus oregoni (creeping vole), 5774 nucleotides. RefSeq names its product heat shock protein family A (Hsp70) member 12A (gene Hspa12a). The transcript is spliced from 13 exons. Bases 135 to 2210 code for a protein of 691 amino acids. Lineage: Eukaryota; Metazoa; Chordata; Mammalia; Rodentia; Cricetidae. The record is from RefSeq and is a predicted model, not a curated record.
GGUAGAAGGUGGAGUUGAGCAGCUCUUCCAGCCUGCGGGGGACGUCAUUCUCCUGGUAGUACGCCAUCGCCUGCUGCUUCAGCUUCUGCAGGUCCCUGGUGAUCCCACAGCCGCGGCCGCUGCCUUCUUCCCCCAUGAUGGAGAGUGUCGGUGUGUACGGAUUCUGUGGGUGCAAAGGAAAAAGCAAAGUGAAGUGCGAUUCAAGGCGGGAAAUAGCCACAGCAGAAACGGCUCCCACAUCUGCAUAUCCCUCUCCGGCCCGGAGUCUUGGGGACACAGGAAUCACACCUCUGUCCCCUUCUCAUAUCUUGAAUGAUGCUGACCCAGUCUCGGAAGAGCAGACGUUUCUGGUGGUGGUGGCCAUUGACUUUGGGACCACAUCCAGCGGCUAUGCCUACAGCUUUACCAAGGAGCCAGAAUGCAUCCAUGUGAUGAGGAGAUGGGAGGGAGGUGACCCCGGUGUUUCCAACCAGAAGACCCCGACCACUAUCUUGCUGACACCAGAGAGGAAGUUCCACAGCUUUGGGUACGCCGCCAGGGACUUCUACCAUGACCUGGACCCCAACGAGGCCAAGCAGUGGCUGUACCUGGAGAAGUUCAAGAUGAAACUCCACACCACAGGGGACCUCACUAUGGACACAGACCUGACAGCCGCAAAUGGCAAGAAAGUCAAAGCCCUUGAAAUCUUCACGUACGCCCUGCAAUACUUUAAGGAGCAGGCCCUGAAGGAGCUGAGUGACCAGGCGGGGUCGGACUUUGAGAACUCUGAUGUCAGAUGGGUCAUCACCGUGCCUGCCAUCUGGAAGCAGCCAGCCAAGCAGUUCAUGAGAGAAGCUGCCUACCAGGCAGGCCUGGCCUCCCCCGAGAACUCGGAGCAGCUCAUCAUCGCCCUAGAGCCCGAGGCCGCCUCCAUCUACUGCCGGAAGCUGCGGCUGCACCAGAUGAUCGAGCUCAGCGGCAAGGCGGUGGUCAAUGGGUGCAGCUCCAGUGACACAGUAGGAGCGGGGUUCACACAGGCUAAGGAACACGUUCGGCGUAACCGGCAGAGUCGGACCUUCCUGGUGGAGAAUGUCAUAGGAGAGAUCUGGUCUGAGCUGGAGGAAGGUGACAAGUACGUGGUUGUCGACAGCGGUGGAGGCACUGUAGACCUGACAGUCCAUCAGAUACGCCUACCAGAGGGGCACCUUAAGGAGCUGUACAAAGCAACAGGCGGACCCUAUGGAUCUCUGGGAGUAGAUUAUGAAUUUGAAAAGCUGCUUUGUAAAAUAUUUGGAGAGGACUUUAUCGAACAGUUCAAGAUCAAGCGCCCAGCGGCUUGGGUUGACCUAAUGAUCGCCUUUGAGUCUCGCAAAAGAGCCGCUGCGCCAGACCGGACGAAUCCCCUGAACAUCACUCUGCCCUUCUCCUUCAUCGACUACUACAAGAAGUUCCGGGGGCACAGCGUGGAGCAUGCCUUGAGGAAGAGCAAUGUGGACUUUGUGAAGUGGUCCUCCCAGGGGAUGCUGAGGAUGAGUCCGGACGCCAUGAAUGCCCUUUUUAAGCCGACCAUCGACAGCAUCAUCGAACACCUCCGGGACCUGUUUCAGAAGCCCGAGGUGUCCACGGUCAAGUUCCUCUUCCUGGUGGGUGGCUUUGCAGAGGCCCCCCUUCUGCAGCAGGCGGUGCAGGCUGCCUUUGGUGACAAGUGCAGGAUCAUCAUUCCCCAGGAUGUGGGCCUCACCAUCCUCAAGGGCGCUGUUCUCUUUGGCCUGGACCCUGCUGUCAUCAAGGUGCGCCGGUCUCCCCUCACCUACGGCGUGGGCGUGCUGAACCGCUACGUGGAGGGGAAACAUCCCCCCGAGAAGUUACUGGUGAAGGACGGCACCCGCUGGUGCACGGAUGUCUUUGACAAGUUCAUCUCCGCGGACCAGUCCGUGGCUCUGGGGGAGCUGGUCAAGCGCAGCUACACUCCCGCCAAGCCCUCCCAGCUGGUCAUUGUCAUCAAUGUCUACAGCUCCGAGCAUGACGAUGUCAGCUUCAUCACUGACCCAGGGGUGAGAAAGUGUGGUACGCUCCGCCUGGAUCUCACGGGGACCAGUGGCGCAGCGGUGCCUGCCCGCAGGGAAAUCCAGACCCUUAUGCAGUUCGGGGACACUGAAAUCAAGGCCACAGCCAUUGAUAUAGCCACCUCAAAGAGUGUCAAAGUGGGGAUCGACUUCCUAAACUACUAAUGUAACCACCCCUCCCCGCCACGAGCCCCCGGGACUCCUCUGCAUCCGCUGACCUUGACUGUUCUGCCCCUGACCUUGACCUUUGCCAUCGCCCACCUAAAUUUCAGUAGGAAAGAUGAGAACCAGGGAGAGAAUUAACUAAGGACUUUUUUUUUUUUUGUUGAGAGUAUAUUGGAAUCAGAAAAACUCAGAAAUUUAGUAUCAAGGUCUGGAAAUAGGAAGUUCAGGGAUCCUGGAGCAGCCAGCUCUCACAGGUUCCUGCGUGGUAAGACAGCCCCUGCUUGCCAUGCAGAGGACCCUGUGAGGGAGGACAUCUCUCUGGGUGUGAAGCAGGACCUUUGACCAGGAGGGGUCCUCCUCAGAGGUCUUUUUAAAUUACCUUGGACGGCAAAGGAUAGGAAGUGCCAGCUUCCUGCACUCAAUCUCGUCUUCUUGGUGACUCAGCGGCAACUUACAGUAUUUCUUUUACGCUGGUGGGAGAAGACUGCCCACACCGGGCACUAUUUUAGGUUCUCGUAUAAUUUAAAUUCCAAGGAGGCUCAAUGAAGGAUGGUUUUGGCUAACUCAACCAGGAUGGGGGGAGGGGCAGGGUGGAGGCAAGGGUGCCAAUACCUCCAUUUUCCAGAGCAGGUAAAGCUUCCUUUGGUGGGAAUGCACACUGAAGAGUUUGUGACUUACCCCACAUUACAACGGUCCCCUCUUAUCUGUAGAGGAUACACCCUGAGGUUCCUCAGUGGAUGCCCAGGGCCGUGGAUAGUACCAAACCUUAUCUAUAUACUAUGGUUUUUUUCUAUAUUUACAUACCUAUGAUCAAGUUCAAUUUAAUAAAGUAGUAAGAGAUUAGCAACAAUAACUAAUGAUGAAAUAGGACAACUAUGAAAACACUUUGAUAAAAUUUGUAUGAAUGUGGUCUAUCGCAGCAUAUCUUACUAUACUAUACUGUUACACAUUUUUGGACCACAGUUGACUGGGGUUCAUUGAAAACCCAGUAAAUGAAAAUACAGAUCAGAGGAUAAUUCUCAGAACAACAAACCUUGAGUUCAGAGGUCCUGCAUAAUCAUAGGUGAGUUUAGUAGGACAUUUGUUUGAGAAAAUGAAGUUUUUAUUUGCUCUGUUUAUAUGUAUCACCAAGCCCAGAACUCCAAAGCAACCCCCCCUACCUUGCUCACUAAAAAGGGCAUGUAAACCUAGACCUGGCAGAUGAGAAUAGCCUCUUACAAAGCAGGUCUGUGGCCCCCUUGCCUCAGAAUUGCCUGGGUGCUUGUCAGGAGCAGGUCUGAAUCUAACCCCUAAAGCCAGAGCUGACUCUGCAGAGACAGGACCUGCGUGUUUCGUGUUCGCAUGCGAGGAGUUCGAAACUGAGAUUUUGUCAGAGCUGAAGCGACCACAGACCACACAGUGUGGCCUCAAACCUUCCCGUCAGAGCCCCCUUAGGGAAGAGUGUGUGUACCCACACAACCAGGUGGGGUCACCCUUUUAGUCCUUACUGGAAGGGUCAGAGAAGGAAAAAGAUGUCACAGUAGGAACCCUGAGAAUGAAGCUGCCCAAUGAGCCAGCUAGGUUCUGUGUUCUCGCCUUCCCUCUGUGCAAAGCCAAAGCCAGUCUCGCCAACGUUCCAGAGCCAACCGAGGAUGAGGAACCGUUUGAUCUGUUCAAAGCUGCCUUUCUUACCUGCUGGAAUUUGUUCUGAUUUCAGAUCACUGGAGGCGUGCAUUAUUUAAUGAAUGAAUGAAUGAAUGAGUACAGAAUGAGGGAAGGGAACUUCAAAUGCAAGUUGGAUUUGUGAACCCAUCAUCAUAGCCAAUACACAGAUUUUAAGUAGCAUUUUGAACUCCAACCUCUUGUUGUCUUUUUCACACCACUUGCUGCAGAAAUUCCCCGCUAGAAUGUGAAAAUGCUAUCAAACCAUAGGACACGAGAAUGGGAACCCCAAACGGAAUGGCGGGGUGUCAAAUCCAGAUAUCAGAAUGCUUGCUAGGAUUCCCCUGCUAACUCUGCCUUGGAAGCUCAUGGGCCUCUCUUUUGGUGUUUCCGGCCACAGUCCUCAAAUAGACUUUCAAUUUUGUUAUAAUGGAUAUAAUUUUAUGUAUAUAGAGCACUAGAAUCCUGUACAGAAUCUUUAUUUCUACUGUGCGCUUGUUUGAGGAGAGUUCUCCUAAUUUUGGUUAAUUACACUGCUGCCUGUAAGCUCCACAGCUUCGCCUCCCAAUCGCUCUCACUGAUCACUGUUUGUGUUGAUGUCAUGCCGUGGACAUGUAUGCAAGACUGAGCAAUAGUUAGAGGUGCCUUGGGUCAGAGUACUCUGAUCACACAGACCACACAGACCGACAGCUCCAGCAGACCCUUCCACACCUGCACGCCCUGCCCAAAGCGGAACGCUUCUGCGUGAAGGGUAAUGCACCACGUCUCCUGCCCAGACUGAGAGCUGAGCACACCGGCCUGUGAGCCAUGCCUCCCUCCCCAGACACUUUGUGUCUCUCAGGGCUGUUGACCUCUCCCCUCUGGCAAGGCAAAGCGUGGCACCCUUCAUGAUCAGAGGAACCAAGUGGUACAUGAGCUGAGAUUUCUGUUGGGUUUAGUAAGUGAGCAGGACAGUUGGGCCCUUCUUUUCCUGGCUAGCAUAAAGCAUCCUCAGCUUAUGCUAGGUCUGUCUCCUUGCUCCUAUUUUGCUUAAACGAGUUGACAGAGAUCUGCAGUCUUAGCAGACUGAUGAUGGAGAAGGGGCGGUCACUUCCCUGACUUCCUUCUGGCCCAGAUAUGCAGCCCCAGUCAUCAAACUCCAGCUGAAGCUCUCCAGUCUAUCCCUACUCCAGCCGACAUAACCGUAUCAGAGCACUGCAUACGUACACUUGGGACACAGUCCCCAACUUAGAAAGUUCUAGGAGGGGGGUCUGUGGUCUUUGUGUGUAUUAUCUGGCUACUGAACUCUCUUUUCUGUAUACAGCAGGCAUUCCUAAAUGCAGACUGACAGACAGGAGGUGGCAUACAAUAGGAAAGGGGGUGCUUCUGUAGAGGUCCUGGGGCGCGAUGGCUGAGUCCAGGUUACAGAGCCUGCCUGCCCCUCACCCUUAGAAUGUUAUUUAGACCAAGUUUAGCUUCUAAUUAGCGUCCAGGUCUGGUUAACCGCCAGGGUAGCAAAGAAUUGCAUGCACGGAUAUUAAACAGGAGUCAAAAUGCAUUAUUAUUAAUCGAAGACCGAAUCUCACAUUGUAGUGAUGUAAUCGUGUGAUUAGGCUGCGAAGUACGUACGCUGGGGAAUGGCGUAAGUGGGUGGCUAGUCUAAAUGUUGUUGGUCAUAAUAUCAUACCAGCUCUCAUCUGUUUGAAUUGUGGAACAGUAUCCUACGAUCUCAGCCGCUGGGAGUCUUGUUCACUACAAGGUAGAGCCGAACGACACAGAGCUGCAGCCGCCCGCAACUAGACAGGACGGCAUCUGCAAACUCUGUCUGUCUUCAGAGAUUCUAAUAAAGAGAAACUGAAUUUCACGUGGCCGCAACUAGACAGGACGGCAUCUGCAAACUCUGUCUGUCUUCACAGAUUCUAAUAAAGAGAAACUGAAUUUCAC